Musca vetustissima is the source of this 1617-nucleotide messenger RNA. RefSeq names its product serine-rich adhesin for platelets-like. Gene Ontology annotation, molecular function: DNA binding. The record is from RefSeq and is a predicted model, not a curated record. The annotation marks the transcript as partial. NCBI's taxonomy places the organism in Eukaryota, Metazoa, Arthropoda, Insecta, Diptera, Muscidae. The transcript has a single exon.
GUUAAAAUAUGGUUUCAAAAUCGCCGAACCAAAUGGAAAAGGCAAGAUAAUGUUACUAACUCUGAGGCAGCUGAGGUUAAAUCCGCCAAUUCGGGUAAAACAACGACAACAGCCACAACAAAUAGUAGUACAUCAUCGAUGACGACCUCAUCGGUAACAGCAACACCGGCGGUGGCUACAACAACAUCAUCCUCUACAGCACCAAUAUCAUCCCCAACAACAAUGGAGAGUAACAACAUUACAACAAAUGGCAAAUCAGUCGCAGCAUCAUCAUCAAAUGGACCAUUGAUGACCGCAAACACUGAUGCGAUUUUAACAACAACGACAUCAUCAUCGUCCUCAUCCUCCACCGCCUUGGCUACAACAAAGAAAAAUGCUCACAUCAAUGGCACAAGAAAUAGCUGCAAUAGCGGUGGUGAGCCAGCAGCAGCAUCAGCUAAUGCCGAAGGUAAACGCAACAUUGCAAAUGAAUUAAGUGCAAAAUUAACCGCUAAACAAGCGACAAAAAUCAAAAAACAAUUGAAUGCUCUGCUGGAGAAAACCUCAAAAAGUGCUACAGGUUCGGCAAAGCAUGAGCAGCAAGCCACUGGCGGCACUACUACUAGUAGUAGUAGUUUACAACAUGCAUUACAAGCUGCUUCAGGUCAGAUUGCAACAACUGGCGUUGGUGCUGCUGCUGCUCCUGGCAAAUUAGCAAAUAAUACAAAUGCAGUAAUGGAUAACAAGAAUGGCCCCAGUCCGGCAUCAGCUAACAAUAAACAAUUGCACAACAGCCAUCACAACCAUCAUCAUCAUCACCACCAGCGUGGCCAUCAUCACCAUCGUCAUCAUGCUGCCAUACCGCACCAUCAUCAUGCUAUUCCAUUAACGGUUGAGCCUGCAGCACCCUUGGAACAGACUGAAAAACUCGAAAUCAAAAUGGAGGAAUCGCCACAACAUCGCGAGUUACAAUUAACAUUGUUACGUGCCGCUGCUGCCGCCCAGCAACAACAACAGCAACAAGGUGGCCAACAAAGUCCACAUUAUGGCGAAAUGGAUUUUGAAAGUAAAUUGGCCGCAUCGAAAAUAUCAAAUGCUUUAGCCGUGGCCAACAAAUUGAAUGGGGUGGAAGGUACAGCGGCGGCUUUAUCCAAAAAGUCUAAAGCCACCAGCAAAAGUGAAAAACUUCAGCAGGCGACAACGUCAUUGAUGAAAGCCGAACACAAGGAAACAAAGGACACCACAGUGACCACAAAACAACUAGGCAAUGUUGUCUCGACUUCUUCGCCGCCACCUCUCACGAAUGGACAAAAUAAAGAUGGGAGUCCUCAACAAUCUAAAAUACCGAGUGAUUUGAUAGAUGAUGCUGAAGAUACAGAAUGUCGAGCAAAAGCCGACAAUGAUGAGGAUGAUAAGGAACAAAUAAAUUCUAAUUUAGAGGCAACUACUUCUGCCGCCAUGAUGGAUAUUGAUGAUAAUUUUAUUGAGAACAAAAAUGGAUUACAUUUAAAAGAGCAGACAACCAAUCGCAUUCGAGAUUCUUCAUCGUCGGCCUGCUCCUCCUCUUCCUCGCCGCAUUCGGCCGCCUCUUCCGUUGUAAAUGAUAAUGCUGAUGAUACUGAAAUGCAAGAAAUUUAA